Molecule: messenger RNA, 555 nt
Organism: Guillardia theta CCMP2712
Lineage: Eukaryota; Cryptophyceae; Pyrenomonadales; Geminigeraceae
Exons: 5
Coding region: 1-555 (184 amino acids)
Source: RefSeq, a predicted model, not a curated record
AUGUCUCUCCAGCAUCAGCUCAAGUCGGCCGACAAGACUACAAGCUGUGCUGUCAAAGCUGCCUCCCCUGACCUCGCAAAGAUCCUUGAGAAAGAGAAAGCGAACAUGAAUGAGCAAAAGAGCAUCAAGAACAAGCUGGCCAAACUAGAAUCGCAGAUCGAUGCAGUGGAAGAAGCAGGACGACCAAGACUUCUGCAGGAGAUCGCUGACUUGAGCGAGAGUUUGAUCAUCCUCCAACAAACCCACCAAGAGCUUCGCAAGGAGAAGAGAACUGCCAAAAGACAUCAGAAUGCGACUAGAGCAAGAGAUCAGCUUCACAGGCAUGCUCGGAGGAAGCAACCGCUGAGGUGGAGGAGGAGAGAGAAGCAAGAUGCCUCCUGGUUGACUUUCACCACCAGAGAGUCUCAAUUAGACGAUCUAAGAGAUGUCAAGAUUCAUUUCACCCUUUGCCCGCUGGACUUGGGGUGCGAUGUCGAUUCAGAGCUCAGGAACAAGCUAGUGGACAUUGGAAUCAUUCUGACCCCGCAGAUCCAGUCAGCCCCUGAGACGAAGUGA